Messenger RNA from Rasamsonia emersonii CBS 393.64, 1653 nucleotides. Its product is annotated as T-complex protein 1. The transcript has 3 exons. Gene Ontology annotation, cellular component: chaperonin-containing T-complex; cytosol. Lineage: Eukaryota; Fungi; Ascomycota; Eurotiomycetes; Eurotiales; Trichocomaceae. Gene Ontology annotation, molecular function: ATP-dependent protein folding chaperone; ATP binding; ATP hydrolysis activity. Bases 1 to 1653 code for a protein of 550 amino acids. The record is from RefSeq and is a predicted model, not a curated record. Gene Ontology annotation, biological process: protein folding.
AUGGUUCGUCCGCAAAACUCAUCCUCUAAGUCUGGCACAUCUGACUACCCACAGGCUGCCCCCAACUUCCAAAACCCCACCCAGAUCUUCGCCGAAGAUGUCACCGAAGAGAAGGGUGAGAAUGCGCGGCUGUCAGCCUUUGUGGGUGCUAUCGCUGUGGGAGAUUUGGUGAAGAGCACUCUGGGCCCGAAGGGAAUGGACAAGAUCUUGCAGUCUGCAUCAACAGGAGAGAUUCUGGUCACGAAUGAUGGCGCUACGAUUCUCAAGGCGAUUGCACUGGACAACGCGGCCGCCAAGGUGCUGGUCAACAUCUCCAAGGUGCAGGAUGACGAGGUUGGCGAUGGAACGACGUCUGUGACCGUCCUGGCGGCGGAGCUGCUACGGGAGGCCGAGAAGUUGGUGGACCGGAAGAUACACCCUCAGACCAUCAUCGAAGGAUACCGGAUAGCCAGCCGUGCUGCCCUCGAUGCUCUGGCAAAUGCCGCCGUGGACCACAGCAACGACCCUGUGGCGUUCCGCAGGGACCUGCACGCGAUUGCACGCACCACCCUCAGCUCCAAGGUCCUGGCUCAGGACCGGGACCACUUCGCUAGCCUCGCGUGUGAUGCAGUGCUCCGUCUGAAGGGCUCAACUGACCUGAGCCACAUCCAGAUCAUCAAGAAGCCCGGUGGCAAACUCAGCGACUCCUACCUGGACGAGGGUUUCAUCCUGGACAAGAAAUUCGGAGUAAAUCAGCCGAAGCGGUUGGAGAAUGCCAAGAUCCUGGUCGCCAACACGGCCAUGGAUACGGAUAAGGUCAAGAUCUUUGGAGCCCGAGUCAAGGUCGACUCGACGGGCAAGCUGGCGGAGCUGGAGAAGGCCGAGCGUGAAAAGAUGCGCGCCAAAGUGGAACGGAUUAAGGCACACGGCAUUAACUGCUUUGUCAACCGGCAGCUGAUUUACAACUGGCCGGAGCAGCUCUUUACCGAAGCGGGCAUCGUGUCCAUCGAGCAUGCCGACUUUGACGGUGUGGAGCGGCUGGCUCUGGUGACAGGAGGUGAGAUCGCAUCGACGUUCGACAACCCGGAGCAGGUGAAACUCGGCCACUGCGACCUGAUUGAGGAGAUCAUCAUUGGCGAAGACACGUUGAUCAAAUUCUCCGGCGUGGCCGCUGGUGAGGCAUGCACGAUCGUGCUCCGCGGCGCCACCGAGCAGCUGCUCGACGAGGCGGAGCGGUCCCUCCACGAUGCACUCGCCGUGCUCUCGCAGACGGUCAAGGAGCCCAAGGUGACCCUGGGCGGCGGAUGUGCGGAGAUGGUGAUGGCCAAGGCGGUCGAGCAGGCGGCGCAGAACACGACGGGCAAGAAGCAGCUGGCGGUGGAUGCCUUUGCAACGGCCCUGAAGCAGCUGCCGACGAUUCUGGCGGACAACGCCGGUCUGGACUCGAGCGACCUGGUGACGCGACUGCGCCAGGCGAUCAACCGGGGGAUGACCAACUCGGGGUUGGAUCUGUUGACGCCGGGAGGUGGAAUUGCGGACAUGCAGGAGUUGGGGGUGGUGGAGAGCUACAAGCUGAAGAGGGCUGUGGUGUCGUCAGCCGCGGAAGCUGCUGAACUCCUGCUGCGGGUGGACAACAUUAUCCGAGCCGCUCCCCGGAAGCGUGAACGCGUGUGA